ACUGAACUGCUGACUGUCAGCAACUGGCUGCGCAAAGCCCAAAGGUUUCGUGUCCUUAUUGAAAUGGUGAAGCCAGAUCGUCUUGAUGCUGCCACCACCAUUAAAGGUCUGGAUUACCUGGAAGUGCCAGGCUCUGCCAAGAGGGACUACAAGCUGAAUUUUCACUCUCAUAAGGAAGGCACCUUCACUGCUAAGGUGAUUUUCCGGAAUGAGACAACCCAGGAAUACCUCUUCUACAAUGUCACUUUCAAAUCAACGCCGCCCGGUGUCAUCAGUACCAUAGAGUUAGUGACUCCGGUGCGCCAAAGCACUGCAGCCACUAUAACAGUAGAGAAUCCACUAUCUAUGCCAGUAACUUUCAGCACUGAUUGCAAAGUGCCGGAAAUUAAUCUCCCUCCGCAGAUCACUGUGCCUGCUCAAUCUGAGGUAAGGUUGCUGUAUAAUCCAUCUCUCCCUUUCACAAAAUAA
Molecule: messenger RNA, 468 nt
Organism: Staurois parvus
Lineage: Eukaryota; Metazoa; Chordata; Amphibia; Anura; Ranidae
Source: the annotation of a GenBank genome assembly